This is a messenger RNA of Dissoconium aciculare CBS 342.82, 1608 nucleotides long. Its product is annotated as MFS general substrate transporter. Lineage: Eukaryota; Fungi; Ascomycota; Dothideomycetes; Mycosphaerellales; Dissoconiaceae. The transcript is spliced from 4 exons. Bases 1 to 1608 code for a protein of 535 amino acids. The record is from RefSeq and is a predicted model, not a curated record. Gene Ontology annotation, biological process: transmembrane transport. Gene Ontology annotation, molecular function: transmembrane transporter activity.
AUGGCUCAAGUUUCGGACGAGCCUCCCAAUGAUACAAAUUCGAGGGAUGGUUUUCAUCCGAGGGAUGUGAAGACUGACGGGGAUAAAGAUGAACAAAUCGAAGCAAUUCCUCGAGACUUGAAAGGAUACAAGUGGAUCGUCUGUGUUCUCGCCAUAUUCUCUUCCGUCUUCCUAUACGCCCUCGACAAUACCAUCGUCGCCACGAUUCAGCCCGCGAUCAUUCAAAGUUUGGGCGAGCUGGAGAAGUUGUCGUGGGUCUCGGUGGCAUAUCAAGUGACAUCUGUCGCAUCCGAUUUGACCUGGGGCAAGCUCUACGGCAAAUUCAAUGGCAAGACACUGUUUCUCGCCUCCGUCCUCAUUUUCGAAAUUGGCUCUGCUAUCUGCGGCGCCGCGCCAACCGUGGAUUCAGAGAUCAUUGGCAGAGCCAUCUGCGGCGUUGGCGGCAUCGGCAUCUACAUGGGUGCCCUCAAUAUCCUGGCGGUCAUGACCACCAGCGCCGAGCGACCGGUGUACAUCAGCUUGAUGGGCAUCUGCUGGGGCUCGGGUACCGUCCUCGGACCGAUCAUCGGAGGCGCCUUCACGGACAGCUCGGCGACAUGGCGCUGGUCGUUUUACAUCAACUUGGUCAUCGGAGUGGUCGUCGCGCCCGCCUUUUUUCUCUUGCUUCCGUCUACAAACGGUCAUCUGCGCGAGAGCAGCUUCUUCGCUCGGGUGAAGACGAUAGAUUGGGUUGGUACUAUCGUCAUCUCUGGCGCGGUGGUAUCCGGUGUGAUGGGAAUCAGUUUUGGGGGUGUGCUCUAUCCGUGGAACAGUGGAUUCAUUAUUGGAUGUUUUGUCUGUUCCGGCGUUUUGUGGAUUCUGUUCGGCUUUCAACAGGUCUAUUGUAUCUUCACGACGGAGGAAGAUAGGAUAUUCCCCUGUGAUAUCGUCCUCAAUUGGGAGGCCAGCAGGCUUUUUGCUCACACCGCCGGAGGGCUCGGCGCGAGUGUUGUGACGAUAUAUUUCAUAGCGCUCUUCUUUCAAUUCGUUCAGCACGAAAGGACCCUCGAAGCCGGAGUCAGGUUGCUGCCGAUGAUGUUCCUUAUGAUUGCCGCCAGCAUUUUCACAGGGACUUGCCUGAGCAGAGGAUCCUGGUUCAUGCCCUUCGCACUAUGUGGGGGAGGACUGGUCCUCAUUGGCAGUGUCCUCAUGUUCACUUUGGUUCGAGCGGACACGAGUGCCUCAUACGUCUAUGGCUUUAGUGUAUUGAUCGGUCUCGGAGCUGGGCUGUACACCCAGGGCUCGAUCUCCGUCGUGCAGUCCCUCUUCCCAGCAAGCCGGAUUUCAGACGCUACCGCUUUUAUCGGAUUUGGUCAAGUUCUGGGGAUUGCCAUCAUGCUUGCCGUCGCGAACGCCAUUUUUCUCAACAAAGCGUUAAAUGGGAUUCAAAGUCUUUUGCCGGAAGCGCCAUUCUCAGAGGUACAAUCUGCGAUCCUGGGGUGCACUGUCAGAGCGAGUAUAGAUGCAGUGGUCGUUGAUGCCAUCAACAAUGCAUACAUACUCGUCAUGGUGGCCGGAGCAUUAACGAUUGUGUUGGCACCGUGCAUGAGACGUCACGCAAACCCGUGA